This is a messenger RNA of Penicillium malachiteum, 624 nucleotides long. Its product is annotated as DASH complex subunit DAM1. Gene Ontology annotation, biological process: mitotic sister chromatid biorientation. The record is from RefSeq and is a predicted model, not a curated record. Gene Ontology annotation, cellular component: DASH complex; mitotic spindle; mitotic spindle pole body. Lineage: Eukaryota; Fungi; Ascomycota; Eurotiomycetes; Eurotiales; Aspergillaceae. The transcript is spliced from 4 exons. Bases 1 to 624 code for a protein of 207 amino acids.
AUGGAGGGCUCAGUACCGCGAUCAUCGUCCCGCCCAAGACCUUCCUCCCGACCGACAACGCCUCUGCGUCCAAGCUCCCGCUCGUCCCUACGAGAAGCUCAUGGCUAUGGCAAUAGCAUCAGCAAUGCUGGAUACACACAACCCGCCAUCAAUGCGCUGGAGCCGCAAUUCGCCGAGUUGGCAGACUCCAUGGCAGAUCUCGAGGCCAAUUUCAUGCAUCUUCAAUUAAUGCAUGAGAGUCUGACCCGGUUCAGCGAGAGCUUUGCAAGCUUCCUAUACGGUCUGAACAUGAACGCGUUCUGCGUGGAUUUCCCGGAGGCCCCAAUUGCAGACUCAUUCCGGAGAGCGAAGCAGGCGGAAGCUCAAAAAGAAGAAGAGAAUGAACCAGAACGACCAGCUUAUGAUGGGGAAAUGACCUUCUUGACUACGGACACCUCCUUCGUCGACCACCCACCUAGUACGGCCUCGUCGAAACCCACCCCGAAAUAUUCCACCCGGGGAACUACUCGUGGUGGUACUACACGCGGCACUACACGAGGUGCGGCGACCAGCCGAUAUGCCACACGAGGGUCUAGCACCCGUGGCCGAGCCAGUGGUCUUCCUCGAGGGCGUGGAACUCGAUAA